Molecule: messenger RNA, 917 nt
Organism: Suillus clintonianus
Lineage: Eukaryota; Fungi; Basidiomycota; Agaricomycetes; Boletales; Suillaceae
Exons: 3
Coding region: 298-825 (175 amino acids)
Source: RefSeq, a predicted model, not a curated record
CAGACCUUGAAGUCAGUCGAUCCACCAGGCUCACUAGCUAUAGUUGAGCUGCUAGUACUCACUCACCUGAGACAUCUAGGCUAGUAGUAGACUGCCGCGGCCCGCCUAGGCAUCGUUUCACUAUUCAGUUGAAAUGCGGAUGAGUCUCAGCUCACACAUGUCUCACUGUAAUGUCAUGCAUACAGUUUAAUUGGUCUCGUCAUUCAAGAGGUAUACAAUCUCACUCUGACUUUCUCAUCGCUCUCAUAACUUGAACUACAACUCCAUCUUGCAUACUCAUACAACUUCUCUUCAUCCAUGGCUUUUGAAAUCCAGCAAUUCCUCACUUCUGGCAGGCUCCAGAAGUCCGACUUCACUCUCUCGCAUUCCGCCUGCGAAUCCAGCGUCUCUGAUGCGGUCAUGUCUUCCUUCUCCAUCGUCCCCCAGGACAUUUCACCCCACACCUCUCGCUUUUCUGCAUACUCCAACGACUCAUCUCCUCAUAAAUUCAAGCGCAGGCGCUCCAGACGCUCUUCCAAGGCGGAGGCGGCUGUGAACCUGCUUGAAGAUGCCAACAAAUGUAACCCUUUGGCUCUCGAAACUCUUGCUAGCCUUUCCUCGAACUGGCUCAACCUGUCCUUCGCGGACCGCACUCCUACCUUUCGGUGGAUCAUUUUACUGCUGUCAUGGCAGCUGUCCACGAGGAUUUACAAGCUGGAUCAGCCGUCUGCUCGACCCAGCCCACGCCCGUACAAGCCAACGAGGAGCCCUCCGGAUACGUGCGAUACGAAGAUGAUCCCUUUACACUCAGCUGUCCGUGGGACGAUGAUGGGCAGACUCACCUAGACGACUGGGUCAAAUGGGACGAAUGGCGGCGGGAAGAUGACGAAGUUUUUUUCCCAACCCGCGACCAGCACAACUACGGAGCUAUUGGCCAG